This is a messenger RNA of Trypanosoma theileri, 798 nucleotides long. RefSeq names its product putative mak-16-like RNA binding protein. Bases 1 to 798 code for a protein of 265 amino acids. Gene Ontology annotation, cellular component: preribosome, large subunit precursor; nucleolus. The record is from RefSeq and is a predicted model, not a curated record. Gene Ontology annotation, biological process: maturation of 5.8S rRNA; maturation of LSU-rRNA. Lineage: Eukaryota; Euglenozoa; Kinetoplastea; Trypanosomatida; Trypanosomatidae. The transcript has a single exon.
AUGAACCACGAUGAUGCGAUGUGGAACAUUAUGGGGCAGAAUUUCUGCUCCUUUAAAGUUAAAACACAUGAUGAAAAGGCUCGUUUCUGUCGUAAUCCCUAUAAUGUGACAGGUCUCUGUCAGCGUGGUGUCUGUCCACUCUCUAAUGCACAAUAUGCAACCAUUAUUGAGCACGAAGAUGAACUGUACUUGUAUAUUAAGACCGCAGAGCGUGCCCAUCUGCCACGUCGACAAUGGGAGAAGGUACGUCUUGACGCUAGCUUCCCACGUGCCCUCGCACAGAUUGACGAGGAACUGCAGUGGUGGGAUCAGAAACUUGUGAAUAAGGUCAAGGCACGUCUGCUGCGGUUGAAGCAAUACCUUAUGCGUCGACGAAAGAUGUUGAUGGAGCCAAAGGUAGAGUACGUAUCUGUUAAUAAACGACAAGAGGAUAAAUUGUUGCGUCGUGAAGAGAAGGCUGAGGCUGCCGCACGUUUAGAACUGGAGAUUGAGAAGGAACUCCUGGAUCGUCUGCGUAAGGGCACAUAUGAUAGUGUAAUGAACUGCAGCCGUGAGGCUUUUGAGCGUGUGCUUGACCAGGAAGAGGACCGUGCCGAGUUGGAUGCGUUAGAGGAUGAGGAGGAUGAAGAGUUCCCGGAGUUUGUGAUGGAUGAAGAGGAUGAGGAGGAUGAAGUGCAGGAAACGGGAAAACAUGGCGGCAGCAGAGGAAAGGGACGACGACAGCGUUUGAUCAUUGAGGAAGAGGUAGAGGAUGAUCAGGUGCAGAAACGUAGUCGCGUAGAUGAUAUGGACUGGUGA